UGCGAGCUUUUCAGGCGCGGGCGUGCGGGUGAGGGGGGGUAUGCGCCCACGCAACGGCCGCCGCGCCUUGCCGCCCGCCUCGCGCCAGUCAGCAGCAGUGGCUCGUGUUGGCUAAACCAUCUUGUAGGGCCAUCCUCUUUUUUCUUACCUUAGGACACCUAAACCAACACUAUCACAAUGGCGGAUGAUGAAAAAAAGCGUCUCGAGGAGGCGAAGAAGGCCAAACAGGCCGAGAUCGACCGCAAGCGCGCUGAGGUGCGCAAGCGCAUGGAGGAAGCCUCCAAGGCCAAGAAGGCGAAGAAGGGUUUCAUGACACCUGAGAGGAAGAAGAAGCUUAGGUUGCUGUUGCGUAAGAAAGCCGCUGAGGAGUUGAAGAAGGAACAGGAACGCAAGGCGGCCGAGAGGAGGCGCAUCAUCGAGGAGAGGUGCGGCAAGCCCAAGAACAUCGACGACGCCAAUGAAGCAAUGCUCAAGAGAAUAAUACAGGAGUAUUAUGACCGCAUGUAUGUGUGUGAGGGCCAGAAGUGGGAUUUGGAACAUGAAGUCAGGAAAAGAGAUUAUGAGAUCUCCGACCUGAACUCUCAAGUCAAUGACCUCAGAGGCAAAUUCGUCAAGCCCACACUAAAGAAGGUGUCCAAAUACGAGAACAAAUUCGCCAAGCUCCAGAAGAAGGCCGCCGAAUUCAACUUCCGUAACCAAUUGAAGGUUGUCAAAAAGAAGGAAUUCACCCUUGAAGAAGAAGACAAAGAGGCUAAGAAAGCGGAGAAGGCGGAUUGGGCUAUCGGAAAGAAGUAACAUCUUAUAAAACAAAACCAAAAAUACCUUAAUAUUUGUUGUACUUCCAUCUAUACCUAUACUUAUUUAUCGAUGGAUUUUAUUACUAAGUUAUUAAAAUAAAUCUAUUUUAUAAUUUCUCAAUUAUACUUUCAAGACCCCUCUUAAAUUUAAAAGCAAAAAUAAGGUGAGAUUUUGAAGUGCUGAAUACAGCUUAUGGUAUUUAUGUAUUUUUAAAUGAAUCCUCAACGCCCAACCGCUUCAACUGCGAAAUUUAAAAAGACUCAUUUACAUGUAUAUUUGAAAGCCUUUCCCUGCAAAGCUUUGUAAAGACCUCUUUGUAUAAGCAAAUUUAAUAGGAACAGAGAUUUUUCAGUGCUAAUAUUUCUUGUAUCUAUUUUUAAAACAGUGACUAACACUCUUUUGAAAACUCCACAAUCUGUAGGUUCAUCUGAAACUUGUUUAAAAUUGAUGAAGGGAAACAAAUUAUACGACUCUGAGUUAUCAAAACUAUAAUUUUGUUUGUACAAAAUGAUACAAUUCUAUUGAGAUCAUUUCGGGUGUAUAUAAUAACCAACCAUCUCCCUGAGUAAUUCCGUAAAUGAUUCCGGGUCGUAUCUAACUUCUGGUGACUAAAAUUUAUCUCAGUUUUUGUUGUUCGACUCUCAACACGAUACAGCUAACAAAAUGCUUCAAACAACAUUGUAUCUUUACAACUCUUGAUUUAUUGGCACACAUAAAUUCCACGUCAUGUUAGACAAAACACACGCGUCCCUAAAUUUGACUUUCUCUGAAUUGGUACCAACUUUAAUGGAAUGUUCCACAGGGCGGUGCUGGUGGCAAG
This is a messenger RNA of Pectinophora gossypiella (pink bollworm), 1618 nucleotides long. It is a transcript of the gene wupA, whose product is annotated as troponin I. Gene Ontology annotation, biological process: muscle contraction. Gene Ontology annotation, cellular component: troponin complex. Bases 178 to 795 code for a protein of 205 amino acids. The transcript has 9 exons. Lineage: Eukaryota; Metazoa; Arthropoda; Insecta; Lepidoptera; Gelechiidae. The record is from RefSeq and is a predicted model, not a curated record.